Molecule: messenger RNA, 799 nt
Organism: Homarus americanus (American lobster)
Lineage: Eukaryota; Metazoa; Arthropoda; Malacostraca; Decapoda; Nephropidae
Gene: ND-13B
Product: NADH dehydrogenase [ubiquinone] 1 alpha subcomplex subunit 5-like
Exons: 3
Coding region: 18-365 (115 amino acids)
Biological process (GO): respiratory electron transport chain
Source: RefSeq, a predicted model, not a curated record
UGUUACCUCCACCUAACAUGGCGGCGAGGAAAGUGACGACGGGACUAACUGGGUUGGCUGUGGCUACCAACCCACACCAUACACUUGGUGUGCUGUAUGGCAAGAUUAUGCGAUGUUUGCAGAAGAUGCCUCCAGAUGCUGCCUACCGUAAAUAUACAGAGCAGAUAAUUGGCGAACGAAGUAGUCUUGUGAAAACGGAAACUGAUGUGUUGAAGUUAGAAAAGGCCAUCAGUGGUGGCCAGAUUGAAGAAGUGAUCCAGCAAGCAGAAAAUGAACUAACUCUGGCUCGCAAAAUGCUCGAGUGGAAACCGUGGGAGCCCCUCGUCCAGGAGCCAACCCCAGGCCAGUGGAAAUGGCCAAUUUAAACAAGUUGGCUUCGACUUAAACUGUAAAGUGAACCAAUCGUUUUAUGUAGGGUACUGUAUUCCUCUCUUAGAUCUACAGGUGUGUUAAUGAUAAAACCAGGUACUUCUUCAGUAAAGGUCCAUCAUUUACUGACACUGAUGUUCACCAACUGACACAUUUUAUUGUACAUUAUAUAAGAAUCUGAGGUACAGGUUAAUAUUUGGAUGAUAAUAUUAAGUCUUAUGUACUGUUGUCAUCUUUAAGAAUUUUGUUGUUUUAUGAAAAGUUACCCAAUACUGUGUGAGGAACUUAUAGCAUAACUCUUUAACCUUUAUAUAUCCCUGUAUGGGCAAUGUGGUUCAUCUUCUUGUUUAAAUAAGUCCCCUGUAGUUCUGGUUUGUGCAACAUGUUUUGUAAAUAUAAUAAAUCAAUAAAUUAUACAUAUUGUACUAUA